Dentiscutata heterogama is the source of this 426-nucleotide messenger RNA. The record is from the annotation of a GenBank genome assembly. Lineage: Eukaryota; Fungi; Glomeromycota; Glomeromycetes; Diversisporales; Gigasporaceae.
AUGAACCAAAAAUUUACUUUUGUAUUUAUUUUAUUAGUUGCGCUCUCCGUUACCAAUGCUAUCUUUCUCAAGAAAAGAGACUAUCCCUGUCCUAUUAUCCCUAGUUUCAAUGCAACAGUUUCACCUGACCCACCAGUUCCUAAAAAAAAUGCCACUAUUAAUGUUUCUGGAACUUUAGAACAGGAUAUUAAAGAGAACGGAAUGCUUAUUAUUGGAUUUAAAUAUGAAGACUGUGUUCCCCUAGGUGUUUACUCUACAACUCCUGUUAAUCAAACUAAAGCUGGCAAUCCCUUUAAUAUAACAGUCAAUGUUACAGUACCACCAAAUUUUGCAUCAGAAAAUUCAAUACCCUACUAUAUUUGGGCUUAUAUUGAGAAUGGUUACGAGCCGAUAGGUUGUGAUAUUGUUUAUUCUGUUAAUUUAUAA